Messenger RNA from Suillus subaureus, 405 nucleotides. RefSeq lists its product as uncharacterized. The transcript has a single exon. The annotation marks the transcript as partial. NCBI's taxonomy places the organism in Eukaryota, Fungi, Basidiomycota, Agaricomycetes, Boletales, Suillaceae. The record is from RefSeq and is a predicted model, not a curated record.
AACAUCAAGCCAGAUGUAUGUGUUUACACUGAUGCAACAUCUCAUGGCUGCAAUAUUUCCAAAUUCGAAGUCACCAUCAAAUUCAAAUGGAAGGAUGCUAAUGACGCAUUCAUCAAAUAUCCCAAAGUUGAUAAAUCUUUUGUAUCUCAGACCGACAAAGGUUUUGAUACAUUAGGUCAAAUAACAAGCUAUGCUUCUGCUCAGCUCUCUGCUCAAUAUUGUACCCAUGCCUUCUCCAUCCUCAUCAUCCAUAAUUGUGCUCGCAUCAUCAGAUGGGAUAGGGAGGGAGCUAUCAUCACAGAUGCCUUCAAUUACAACCAGGAGUCACACUUGGCCAAUUUCUUCUAUCAUUUAGGACAAGCAUCGCCUGUGCUACAUGGUGUUGAUACUUCUGUAACGCCCACU